Molecule: messenger RNA, 2821 nt
Organism: Hirundo rustica (Barn swallow)
Lineage: Eukaryota; Metazoa; Chordata; Aves; Passeriformes; Hirundinidae
Gene: DBF4B
Product: DBF4 zinc finger B
Exons: 11
Coding region: 21-2315 (764 amino acids)
Biological process (GO): regulation of cell cycle phase transition; positive regulation of nuclear cell cycle DNA replication
Cellular component (GO): nucleus; Dbf4-dependent protein kinase complex
Molecular function (GO): nucleic acid binding; protein serine/threonine kinase activator activity; zinc ion binding
Source: RefSeq, a predicted model, not a curated record
UCCGAGCCCCGGCCACGGCCAUGGCCGGCACGGCCUCCUCUCGGCCUCUCCGCGGACAGUCCUUCUACCUGGACCUGCCCAGCGGCCGCAGCGCCCGAGACCUGGCGGAGGCCAUCGGGCGGCUCGGUGGGGUGACUGAAAGCUUCCUCAGCAAAGAAGUCACCUGCGUAGUGUCCAGCAACAGAGAGGCCAAGCGGGGCCAGGCCAGGCCUCGGGAGGAGAAGCAGAGCAGCCCAACUGCAAAAGACACAAAAUCCAUGAGCUCUGUGCCUGCUGCCCCCCGAGGGAACCCAGCCAGACCUCGCCAGAAGCCACCAUACACUGCGCUGCUGAGCCGGGGGAAGGAGCUGCUGCACAAGGCCAUGAAGAACCAGGACACCUGCAGUGGCAGCAGCAUCCUCGCCAACGCUCGCCUGUGGGGAGUCCAGAUCCUGCAUGUGGAUGAAAUGUUGUCCUAUGCCCAGCAGCUGCUGCGAGCCAUCUCAGGAGCAAGGAAGCAGUGCCAGAAGACAGAGGUGAAAAGCCCUGCAUCCAGAUCCAAAAUUCACAAAGGAAAAUUGAAGCCCCCUUUUCUGAAAGUUGAAGACCACAGCAGGCAAUUUCGGCCCUUCCAUCACCAGUUCCAAAGCUUUCCUGACCUCAACUUCCUGGCACCCAAAAGCUGCAGCCCUUUUGAGCCUCUGAAAAGCCUCUCCAAUUCCUGCCAAGCCAGGGGUGCUGAGGGCUGUGCCCUGCACAGCGCCGGGGGGAAGAGCCCCCGCUCCACACCCGUCACCGUGCCCAGGAAAAGGAGGGGGUUUUGUGAGUGCUGCCAAGAGACCUUUGAAGAGCUGCAGAAGCAUCUCCAGAGCCCCCAGCACCAGCGGUUUGCCCAGGACAACUCCCAGUACAUCCCUGUGGAUCGUGUCAUCUCCCAGCUCACCAACAGCUUUGUGGAGUGGUCAGCUGAGGUGCCCUGGGCCUGCCUGGCAGAUGAACAUGCAGUGCCUCAAGCACACGGCACUGGAGGAAUCAAGCUGCUGCCAACAGAGCUGGGAAAGGAAGUGGAGCAGCCUGAGCAGGGUGCUGUGGAACUCAUAAUGGAUGCAGAGCUGGAUCAUGGCCUGAAGACCACAGGACAUUCCCCCUGCCUGCCCAGGGACAGGGUCAGAGAUCCCAGAGGAGGGGGGAGCUUGUCCAAGCACAGCUCCCUGCGGCUGCCCGGGGGAGCAGGGCUCAGCAGAGGGGUCUGUGCUGCCCAUGGCACCAUGGCUGAGGCUGGGCUGGGGGCUUCAGGUUUGGGCUUGGCUCCUGAGCUGGGCCGGGGGCCCUGUGCAGCACCCAAUCCUGUCAGAGAGGCAGUGCCUUCUUCAUCUGAACCUCAUGCGCAGCCUGGGUUAGUCAGCCACCCUCCCCAAGCACAGCCUGCCUCCAGAAAGCGCCAGCUGUGCUCCACACAGAGCUUCCAGGUGGGAAAGAGGCCCAGGCUGGAGCUGGGUUUUGGCCUCUCCCCUCAGGGUGAGCAGACGGAGCCCGUGGGUGGAGGGAUGGGGGCACAGGGUGCAGGGCAGGUGUCUGAGCCAGGCCUGCCCGGUGUGGUGGGGGCUGGCAGCCUGCCCCUGGGCACAGAGCUCUCCAGCAGACAUCACAGCUGCCUUGCUCUGGAUCUGUGCCUGUGUGAGAGCCCUGGGGACCCAGGAUCCCAGCCAGGAUCCCUGGGAGCUGCGGGUUUCGAUCCCGGGCAGGCGGCUGCUCCAAGCGAGCAUGGCUGGGGCACAGAGAGACCCCAAGGGAAGCAGCAUGGAGGGGACAGUGACAACACACCCAGGAAUGGGAACAGGCCUGGUCUGGAGAGCACAGCGAGCAGGACCAGCUGCCCUGCUGGCUGCCUGCCCUCUCCCACACUGCCCGUGGCUGAAGGCAGAUGUUGCUGCUCACUCCGUGUCAGGGCAGCAGAAGAAACAGCCCCUGGAGCUCCCCAGGUGCCCAGGCAGGGCACAGAGCGGGCGCAGAGCCCCGACCUCCUGCCACCUGCUCCCCAGCGCCCAGAGCCUGCCCACGGCUUCAGCAGGAGCUGCUCCGAGUCAGACUGGGAGGUGCAGCUGCUCCCCAGGCUCAGGGGUGUCCAGGGCUGCGGGAUUCCGGCUGUGGACAAGGACUUGCUCCAGCAGCCACGCGUCAGGGUGAGGGACAGCGGGUACGGGUCUCAGCUCUGCUCGGUGCUGAAGGAGUCGGAGCCGGCCUGGGCAGGCCAGGAGGACAAGAACUGCAGGAGCUGCUGCUCAGAGACCAGAGCAGCCUCUUUCCCCAUAUUUGGGACAUUGUUUGGCAGCUAAAACCAGCUCCAGGCUGCUCUCUGGACCCUCGGUGGGAGCUGAGAUGGGGCUGGGAAGGGAUUUAUCGAUGUUCCCUCUGUGUCAGGACCGGGAGCCACAUGCAGGAGUGAGCACAGCUCUGGCAGCCUGGGCAGCUCUCCUGCUGGGAAUUGAUGGGGAUGCAGCAGCUUCGCUGUCCUUGGCUGUGAUCUUCCCUCUCUGCUGGCCACGUUUAGAGCCAGCAGCUUCCUCUAAGUCCUCACAGGCUGCUGACACAGUGGUGCCUCUGGAAGUCUCUCCUCAAUGGCAGUGUGCUCUUUGCCCUUCCAGAGGGAGAGCAGAAGCCUGUUCCUCGUCCCACAUGGUCCCCAGAGCUGCAAAGACUUGGGAGAGGAGGGUCACGGGGAUGAGAUUUGUUCUCCUCAUAGUCUGGGAGUUGUCUUUGAGUGUUUUCAUGUGGUUUGGUUUAACUUGUUUGGGGUUUUUUUAGAAACUUUUAAUCUUUGAAAUAAAAUGGAGGGAUGAGA